AGGCACAGAGGAGAACAGGACCAUCUACAGAGCUCGCAUCCCCAGCGCUGGCUUCUUCCACUGCUCCGAAACAGGGCUUGGCUUUGAGGUGAGCACAGCAGUGACCGUCGAGUACGAAUACAGCUCCUGGGCGGAGAGUCUGAGCCCAUCUGCCAGGCAGGAGUGGAUGGUCGCCGGCCCCCUGUUCCACAUCAGGGCCGAGCCCGACACGGUGCGAGCCGUGCACCUCCCCCACUUUGUGUGCCUUGCAGAUGGAACAGAUGAAAGCUUGUGCUGCAUUGCCCAUUUUGAAGCUGGCUGCAUGACCCUGGAGAGUCCAUCUAGAAUUAAUAACUACUUUGCUGUCCUGAAGAAUCCCAGCUUCUCCCAGCUCGGCGUGCUUUGGAGAAAGAUACGUUCAACCAUAAAAUUUAUUCCCAUCCAGUCCCUUAUGCUGAUAUUCCGGACGCUCAGUGCUGCAGAUGUCACUCUCCACCUCUACCUGAUACCCAAUGACCACUCACUGAGGAAGGCCAUUGAAGAAGAAGAAAUGAAGUGGAAGUCAAAGCAUGUGCCCAAGCCUCCUCAGACUGACCCUCUGUACAUUGGGUCUCAGUACCAGGUGUCCGGUCCAUCAGAUCUUGAGAUAACCCCGAUGCAACUGCACUUCUGCUAUCGGAGCCCAGGUGAGCAGCAGUCGUAUAUUGAGAUCUACACCAAGGAGCUGGAGAAGGAAAUCAGGCUCCAUGUGAAUGGUCAAGAUGAUGGCAACUUGGUCUGGGAGGCCUUGGUGAGGCCAGGUAGGAUCAGCAGAUUGUAGUUCCAUGUGGAUGACAUUUUGAGCAGAACUUCAGGGGAGAUGGGGUGGUUAUUGUGAGUCAUGCUCAUGCUGGGAGCAGUGAUCUGGGAGAGGUACAGAGGCCCCAAUCCAAAGCCCAUAAACAUCUGUAGGAGACUUUCUGUUGACCUCAUUGGAUUUUGGCUGGGGCCCUAAAUAAGCUGUCAAAGAUUUGCAAUCUCCAUCACUGAGGCAAAUAAUCUUAUUCAACUGAACUGAGUCCUGUGGAUCAAACACCACUAAAUCUCCUUCCCCUUAACCAGGGCAGUUUGUUCUCCAACAGCGAGAUCUGCAUCCAUUGAGGGGAGCCAGGCUUGCUCCGUGGUGGGGCUCAUCUGGGGUCCCUGCAGGGAGGGCAGAUGUGACGUGGGCAGCAGUCUGCCACUAAGGAAAAGGAGCCCAAAAGUGAAUCCUAAUUUUGUCAGGUCCCAUCCCUGAAGACCCCAAAGGGAGAGAGGAACCAACUGUGGGGGGAGGGCAUGCACGGCUGGUCUCCAAGGUUCCCAGUGCAUAUAUAGCAAUGCAUCUGACUUUUUAACUUCAAUUUCCAAUUAAAAUAAAAUAACCAGGAUACACACCACAGCACAAGAGGGAAAGUGCAGCUCCACACUACAGGCAGAGAUAAGAGGAAUAUCCCCCUUUUACGGUACAUGGCCCAUCUUAAAAAAAUCCGAAAUCAUCCAUUCUACUCUCCAUCACUUUUUAACUUGCUGGAGAGAAAGCAUCAGCUAGCAGGUGAUCCCAGGCAGGAAUUACAGAGACUUGCUAACUUGUAUCACGCACUGAACAGGCACACAACGGACAGGACAGGACGAGAAAAGAGAGAAAACACACUCCAGAGCGGUAGCCAUGUGAGUCUGUAUCAGCAAAAAGCUGGUCUCUAACGUGCCACAAGUACUCCUCGCCCUUUGUAGAAAACACACUGUUAGGAAUGGAAAGUGUCACUGAAAAGUGCAAAGAGAGGAACAACAAACCUGUGUUUGUGGCUGAUGUGCGGUGAACGACGUGAAGAGGGGAUGAAUUCUCUGCUCAAACAUCUGGAAAGACUCCAUUCAUUAGGGCUUCUAGUUAAAUUCAGCUGAGAAUGAGAGACAGGAUUUUGUGUUCCUAAUCUCUCUGUUUCUCUGCCAAGAGCUGCUGACCCUCUCAAUAUCAUAGUCAGUGUGAAGAGACUCACACACUUUGCAUCCUCCCUAAGGAAGUUAGUCCAGCGAGCUCUAAACAGCACCACCUUGCGCCCCAGAGAGAGGGUAACUUAUUUCAGAGGAUGCUCUAGUGUCCCCCAGAAUAAUGCUUAAAUCCUAAGCCCCUGUGAUGUGACAAGUUCCCAUCCUACCCAGGAAAGAUUAAUGAGCUCCUCCCUGCACACUCAGCUCAAACCCAAUACACCUGUGAGGCCUCUGCAGCCUGGGGAAGGCUGGCUCCUUGGGCAGUGGGAGGUGGCACUCAGAGCUCCAUAGCAGAGCUCCCAACCCACCCCCAGCAGGGACUGGCCACUAGAGCCGCAGCUGCCUGGACUCUCUAGAUAAGUAAAGGGACCUUUUUCCUUGGGUUUUUUUUGUUUUUCUCUUUGAGCCUGGACCUCUCAGACUGAUAAGGCGUUACAGACUCAGCUCUUGCUUGGAGACUGUUACUCCAUUCACCUUACAAGGACAACGGGUGAACUUAGGCUGACUGGGGGACAACAGGAUGGUUAUAUUGUUCUCUUUUCUAUUUAGACUACUGAUAAUCCCUAGAAACAGGGGAAUUACCCCUGAGACUCCUAGCCAGAGGGAUAUUCCCCACCCACUCUCCUGUGGCAGACCAACAUUAUAGUAACACUUGCAGCCAGAGAAGGGUGUUUGGGACAGAGGAAGUGCAUGCCCCCCCCCCCACGGAGUGAUCUGGAAAGGGGACUCUCAACCCUUCCAGACUACUGUACCCCUUUC
This is a messenger RNA of Chelonoidis abingdonii (Abingdon island giant tortoise), 2745 nucleotides long. Its product is annotated as NACHT, LRR and PYD domains-containing protein 1a-like. Gene Ontology annotation, cellular component: canonical inflammasome complex. Gene Ontology annotation, molecular function: protein binding. The record is from RefSeq and is a predicted model, not a curated record. Lineage: Eukaryota; Metazoa; Chordata; Testudines; Testudinidae.